UCCACGCUGAAGAGGGUUAGCACUUUGCGGACGAUGAGAGCCAGCAGAGAGGAUGCGGGUCGGGAUUUGGCGGCGGCGAGCUUCGCCUCCCCUUGGCUUGCAUCGACGAGCAAAGCACCUCGGCGGCGGCGGCGGCGUGGAGCAGUCCUGGACGGAGUUGUCAAUGGGCUUUGAUGGGCGACUUCGGAAUUGGAGAGCUGUACCAUAAGGCCCACUAGCCAAACCAGCCCACCAUAGCCCAUUACGCGGCAGCAUCCAUCCGUCGUCGUCACUCAGUCAGGACUCAGAAGCGCCUCGAACCGUCGCCUCUGCCGCACUAGACACCAGCAUCUGCCGCCCGGUAGGAGGAGGAGGAACCCGAUCCGAUCCGAAGAGCACGCGCACCGCGGUCGGCCAUGGCCGCAAGCGCGCACAGGUGUCGCGCAUGCAUGAAUGCAAGCCCGGCAGCCCCCGCGCCACGUGCCGGCACGCGCACUCCCCUCUCCGCCCCCUUUAACUCUCCACCGUCCCUCAAGCCCCCCGCCAUUGCUCUUGCUCUGCCACCAUCCUUCCUCCCACGAGUCUAGCUCUCUCCCACAUACAGCCAGCCAUGGCGGAUCGGCACGGCGGCGAGGGCUUAGCCCCGGUGCGGCUCUCCGGCGGGCGCCAUGGCCACACCUCUAACUACCACAACAACCGCCACAACAACACCUCCUCCUCCUCAGCCACAACGCCACUCCUCCACCGCCUCCUCCAAACAACCCACGGGCCGACAUCCACGCAGCUCGUGGGCUUCCUCACCCUGCUCCUCGCCGGGGCGGCCCUUCUGGUCCUGGCGGGCCUGACGGUCACGGGCGCCGUGGUGGGCCUCAUCUUCCUGGGCCCGAUCGCGCUCCUCACCAGCCCGAUCUGGGUCCCCUUCGCCGUGGCCGCCUUCCUCCUCGCCGCGGCCUUCCUCUCCGCCGUCGGCUUGGCCGUGGCCGCCAUGGCGGCCGCCACGUGGGCCUACAGGUACUUCACCGGUCGCCACCCCGUCGGCGCCGACCGCGUCGACUACGCCCGCAGCCGGAUCGCCGACACGGCCACGCAUGUCAAGGAUUACGCCAGGGAGUAUGGCGGGUACCUCCAUGGCCGCGCCAAGGACGCCGCCCCCGGCGCCUAAAUUACAUGUCCCCGUGUUCGUUUCGUGUUCAAGACAAGAUGUGUUCUUCGUUUUUUUUUUCCCUGUCCGGUUGCCCGGGUGUCGUUAAUCUCCCGGCCUGCUGUUUAUUAGUAUGCUUGUACGUAGAGGGUACUUAAUUAAUGUCAUGUUUUUCUUCUCUGAUUA
Molecule: messenger RNA, 1306 nt
Organism: Brachypodium distachyon (stiff brome)
Lineage: Eukaryota; Viridiplantae; Streptophyta; Magnoliopsida; Poales; Poaceae
Product: oleosin 16 kDa
Exons: 1
Coding region: 590-1141 (183 amino acids)
Biological process (GO): lipid storage
Cellular component (GO): monolayer-surrounded lipid storage body; membrane
Source: RefSeq, a predicted model, not a curated record